AUGGAGAGCUUCCAGAAAUCCAUUUUACUUCCCCUCAUCCUGACUGCCUUGCUGCCAGGCCUGGGCUUUUGUUACUCCAUCACAAAAGGGCCUGAGAAUGCCACGGUCCUGGCUGGCUCGGAGGCACGGUUCAACUGCACGGUGUCUGCAGGAUGGAAAGUCCUCAUCUGGCUCUCCAAGGGCAGUCCUGUCCUCACUGUCAUCAGCUCCCAGGGCUCUGUGGAAACCACAGAGCGCUUCACCUCCCACAACUACACCAGUGGGGACCAGUUCACCUCGGAGCUGAUCAUCCACGACACCCAGCUGAGUGACUCUGGCAGGAUUGAGUGCAGCAUCCAGCAGCCCAGCGACAACAACUUUGCCUUCCUCUCUGUGCAAGUUAAUGGAUCUUUACUCAUCAAAAAUAGCACCUUAACAGUAAAAGAGAACCAAACAAUUGAGAUUGUUUGCGAAGCCUUAGGAUGGGCUCCAGCUCCAGACAUUACCUGGAUGAGAAAUGACUCUUUGGUUGAUAAGUCGAGCUAUGUUACCCAGCAAAGUCCAGGAUCUCAUGACCUCCACAAUGCCCUGAGCACCUUAACUCUGACUCCGACGGACACGGAGGUUUUGACUUGUUUAGCUGACAUAGAAGCACUCCCCAGCCCUCAGAAUGCAACUGUAACUCUUAUUUUUGACAACUCUGCCACGGAAAAUGAUUACAGUGAAGACAACAGGAGCACGUGGGUUAUUGUACUUGCAGUUGUGCUUUCAUUUCUUGGUAUUGUUCUCCUGAUCGUUAUUAUUGUGGUUGCUGUGCGCUGCUGCCUAAAGAGGAGAGGAUCUACUUACCAAAAUGAAAUAAGAAAAGUUUCAGCUGAGAAAAAAAAAGAUGGUGAUUUGGAAAACAGUCCCAGGAGUGGCAGUGAAAAUCUGGGAUACAUUCCAGAGGAACUGUGGAACACAGAACAAAGCCCAGGACUUGCUUCUCUUCCCCCAGUGUCUUCAAAGUUUGCUGGUCCUGAUGACAAUUUGCACAUCAAUUCUGUACCAAAGGUGCGACCUCAAAGACGUACUGAUUAUCUGAUGAGCCCAAAGAAAAUAAGGAAUGUGACACUCGUGUAG
Molecule: messenger RNA, 1101 nt
Organism: Cinclus cinclus
Lineage: Eukaryota; Metazoa; Chordata; Aves; Passeriformes; Cinclidae
Gene: IGSF5
Product: immunoglobulin superfamily member 5
Exons: 8
Coding region: 1-1101 (366 amino acids)
Biological process (GO): cell-cell adhesion
Source: RefSeq, a predicted model, not a curated record